AUGGCUCCUGCCAUCGGUAAGUCAACUCCGCAGCCUCGCAACCACCAGGCAGACCACCAGGCUCAGCAGCAACAUGCUAACGAACCCUCAAUAGGUAUCGAUCUAGGUACAACCUACUCCUGCGUAGGCAUCUUUCGAGAUGACCGCAUUGAAAUCAUUGCCAAUGAUCAGGGCAACCGAACCACCCCCUCCUUCGUGGCGUUUACCGACACUGAGCGCUUGAUUGGUGACUCGGCCAAGAAUCAAGUUGCCAUGAACCCCCAGAACACUGUUUUCGACGCAAAGCGACUCAUCGGUCGCAAGUUUGCCGAUGCUGAGGUUCAAGCCGACAUGAAGCAUUUCCCCUUCAAAGUCAUCGACAAGGGUGGAAAGCCUGUCAUUGAGGUUGAGUUCAAGGGCGAGGUCAAGCAUUUCACACCUGAAGAGAUCUCUUCUAUGGUCUUGACCAAGAUGAGGGAGACUGCAGAGUCUUAUCUCGGUGGCACCGUCAAUAACGCUGUUGUCACUGUUCCCGCCUACUUCAACGACUCCCAGCGUCAGGCUACCAAGGAUGCUGGUCUCAUUGCCGGUCUCAAUGUCCUACGUAUCAUCAACGAACCCACCGCUGCUGCCAUUGCCUAUGGCCUCGACAAGAAGAUUGAAGGGGAGCGCAAUGUCUUGAUCUUCGACCUUGGCGGCGGUACUUUUGACGUUUCGCUCCUCACCAUCGAGGAGGGUAUCUUCGAAGUCAAGUCUACCGCGGGUGAUACCCACUUGGGUGGUGAAGACUUUGACAACCGUCUCGUCAACCAUUUCGUCAACGAGUUCAAGAGAAAACACCGCAAGGAUCUCUCAUCCAACGCACGAGCCCUUCGACGUCUCCGAACUGCUUGCGAGCGAGCGAAGCGCACGCUUUCUUCAUCUGCUCAAACCUCCAUUGAGAUUGACUCUCUCUACGAAGGCAUCGACUUCUAUACCUCCAUCACCCGCGCUCGUUUCGAAGAGCUAUGCCAGGAUCUGUUCCGUUCCACCAUGGAGCCCGUUGAGCGUGUCCUCCGCGAUGCCAAGAUCGACAAGUCCUCAGUUCACGAGAUCGUCUUGGUCGGUGGCUCUACCCGUAUCCCCAGAAUCCAGAAGCUCGUCUCGGACUUCUUCAACGGCAAGGAACCCAACAAGUCCAUCAACCCUGAUGAGGCCGUUGCCUACGGUGCCGCCGUCCAGGCUGCCAUUCUCUCUGGAGACACUUCUUCCAAGUCCACCAACGAAAUCCUCCUUCUCGAUGUUGCGCCAUUGUCUCUCGGUAUCGAGACCGCCGGUGGUGUGAUGACUGCCCUCAUCAAGCGAAACACCACUAUCCCAACGAAGAAGUCGGAGACCUUCUCCACCUUCUCCGACAACCAACCCGGUGUGCUCAUCCAAGUCUACGAGGGCGAACGUGCACGAACCAAGGACAACAAUCUUCUCGGCAAGUUCGAACUUUCUGGUAUUCCACCUGCUCCCCGUGGUGUUCCUCAAAUUGAGGUUACCUUCGAUCUUGAUGCCAAUGGUAUCAUGAACGUCUCUGCUGUUGAGAAGGGCACUGGCAAGUCCAACAAGAUUGUCAUCACCAACGACAAGGGUCGUCUUUCCAAGGAGGAUAUCGAGCGCAUGUUGUCUGAGGCUGAGAAAUACAAGGCUGAAGAUGAAGCUGAAACUUCUCGUAUCUCUGCAAAGAACGGCUUGGAAUCAUACGCUUACUCUCUCAAGAACACCCUCUCGGACUCUAAGGUUGAUGAGAAGCUCGACGCCUCUGACAAGGAGAAGCUCAAGGCCGAGAUUGACAAGACCAUCUCUUGGCUCGAUGAGAACCAGACCGCCACCAAGGACGAGUAUGAGUCUCAACAAAAGGAGCUUGAAGGUGUUGCCAACCCCAUCAUGAUGAAGUUUUAUCAAGGCGAAGGUGGUGCCCCUGGUGGUGCUCCAGGUGGUUUCCCCGGUGCUGGCGGUCCGGGCGGAUUCCCCGGUGCUGGUGGCCCUGGUGGUUUCCCUGGCGCCGGUGGUGCUCGUGGCGGAGAUGAUGGCCCAACUGUCGAAGAAGUCGACUAA
Exophiala aquamarina CBS 119918 is the source of this 2064-nucleotide messenger RNA. Its product is annotated as hsp70-like protein. Gene Ontology annotation, molecular function: ATP-dependent protein folding chaperone; misfolded protein binding; heat shock protein binding. Gene Ontology annotation, biological process: cellular response to unfolded protein; vesicle-mediated transport; protein refolding. Gene Ontology annotation, cellular component: cytoplasm; plasma membrane; nucleus. The record is from RefSeq and is a predicted model, not a curated record. The transcript has a single exon. The coding region runs from base 1 to 2064 and encodes 687 amino acids. NCBI's taxonomy places the organism in Eukaryota, Fungi, Ascomycota, Eurotiomycetes, Chaetothyriales, Herpotrichiellaceae.